CCCUGCUCCACCGAAAAGCAAGUCGCUUUCUUUGCUCUUUCAAUCGGUGAAGCAAUCCGAUUCCGAUCUUUGACGAAUUCGUGCCGUCACUGCGAUCAUCGGUGGGCUGUGGUGUGGUGGUCGUGGCGGUGGUCGGUCGCGGUGGGUGGUCGUCGUCGUCGCGGGGGUAGAGGCAUCCUCGAUUUCGCGAGCGGUGUGAGAGGAGGAGAAGGAGUAGGAAGAAGAUGGUGUCGGCGAACAGGGAAAUGGUGGUCUAUUGCUUCGACACUCUCGUCGCUCAUUACAACAGCGAGGAAGCUCCUCCUCCUGCCUUCGAUGCUGGACAACACCCGUUAUUUGUGACUUGGAAGAAAGUGGUCAAUGGCAGUGAGCCUCGUCUUCGUGGAUGUAUUGGAACUCUGGAAGCCCGCUGCUUGAUCAAUGGUUUUAAGGAUUAUGCCUUAACCAGUGCUUUGAGGGACCGAAGGUUUCCUCCCAUACAGGCCAAAGAAUUGCCUUUUCUCGAAUGUACCGUUUCCAUCCUCGCUGAUUAUGAAGACGCUAACAACUAUCUUGAUUGGGAGGUAGGGAAGCAUGGUAUAAUCAUUGAAUUCACAGAUCCUGAUUAUAAUACACGCCGAAGUGCUACCUAUUUGCCUGAGGUGGCUGCCCAUGAAGGUUGGACAAAAAUGGAGGCUAUAGAUUCCCUGAUGAGGAAAGCUGGCUAUAAUGGCACCAUCACUGAGUCGCUCAGAAAGCGCAUUCGGCUAACCCGUUACCAGAGCACCCUAUUUACUAUGCAUUAUAGCGACUACAUCACGUACGUGAGGGCAAAUAGAGGCUCGGCCCCGUUUAUUAAUGGGGCUAAGCCAGCUAAUUAUUGAUUACCAAAUGGCUCUGCAGAUUCAGCAGGGCUAUUUCGGUGCAAUCUGAAGAUUAUUCAAGACGGGGAUGGUACGGCGUUGUUUGCGUUCCAUCUCCCACUCUUAUCAAAUGUUAUGACCUGUUUUAUACCAUUCUUCAAAUUCGUCUGAUUUUGAAGAAAUAAGAAAAACUUGUUCGAUAAGCCAUGGGAUUCUGAUCCCCGGGGGCAGAAAAUUCUCAUUUUGGCCGUUCCCAAGGGAAGUGUCCCGGUGUAUCAAUGACUUCAUGUAACUUUAAAAGGGUCUUCUUUCCUUUUGCCAAUA
This is a messenger RNA of Rhodamnia argentea, 1166 nucleotides long. RefSeq lists its product as uncharacterized. The record is from RefSeq and is a predicted model, not a curated record. The coding region runs from base 225 to 863 and encodes 212 amino acids. The transcript has 5 exons. NCBI's taxonomy places the organism in Eukaryota, Viridiplantae, Streptophyta, Magnoliopsida, Myrtales, Myrtaceae.